Messenger RNA from Cynoglossus semilaevis (tongue sole), 4224 nucleotides. Its product is annotated as ubiquitin-conjugating enzyme E2 Q2. The transcript has 14 exons. Bases 498 to 1619 code for a protein of 373 amino acids. NCBI's taxonomy places the organism in Eukaryota, Metazoa, Chordata, Actinopteri, Pleuronectiformes, Cynoglossidae. The record is from RefSeq and is a predicted model, not a curated record.
UUUUUUGUUUUUGACUGCCCAGAAAUAACGUGAGUACGCGCUGAAUGCUGGGAUUCUGCGGGAGCGGGCAUAUUGCUGAACGCCAUCUUUAAACCCCACAAGAGGCCAGGCUACAGCUGAACACCGGGCUGAGAGAACACUGUCCCCCGCAGCGGGAUACAAGUUCCGAUUGUUGGGAAUGUGUGGUUGUUUCCCGCUCAAGUUAAUAAUAGGGAACUGCCCGAUGGGACUGUGAGGAAACGACCACUGGGCCCGACGUUACUGUUUAUAAUGUUGUGAUGAUACGAAGACAACAACAAUAGAGGGAAAGACAACAACAACGGUCAGGUCCGCUGUUAGCACUGCGCUGUUUUCACAGCUAGCUCCAAGCUAAUCAACGUCAGCUACUUCAUUAACAAAUCUGUCCGGUCGCGCUGAAAUCUGACCGGACGGUGUGAGCAGCGGACGCUGGGUGUCCAACUUCUUCUGAAGGCGGCCCAGCCGGAGAUGCAGGGAAGAUGUCGGUGUCGGGGCUGAAGGCCGAAUUGAAGUUUUUGGAAUCCAUUUUUGACCCAAACCACGAACGAUUCAGGAUUAUAGACUGGAAACCUGACGAGCUAAGCUGCCAGUUCAACGUAACUGGGGAGAAGCUGCUUAUUAUCCACUGCAACAUAACGGAAUCAUAUCCUUCUACAUCGCCUAUAUGGUUUGUGGACUCCGAUGAUCCGAGCUUGGCACAAGUUUUGGAGAGGUUGGAAGAUGUGAGAAAAGGCAGCACUCUGCUCUUGCAGCAGUUGAAGAAACUCAUUUGUGACCUGUGUCGACUGUACAAUCUGCCCCAACAUCCUGAUGUGGAGAUGCUGGACCAGCCCCUGCCUGCAGGACCCGUGGGACCAGACAGAAAGCAUGGGACAGAUGAGGUCACCUCUGAAGAAGAAGAAGAAGAGGAGAUGGGAGAGGACAUAGAGGAUCUGGACCAUUAUGAAAUGAAAGAAGAAGAGCCGGUUGAUGGAAAGAAGUCUGAGGACGAUGGCAUUGAGAAGGAGAACUUGGCCAUCCUGGAGAAGAUAAGAAAGAACCAACGGCAGGAUCACUUAAAUGGAGCUGUUUCAGGCUCGGUGCAGGCCUCUGACCGCCUGAUGAAGGAACUCCGAGAGAUCUACAGAUCUCAGAGUUACAAAACAGGCAUUUACUCAGUGGAGCUCGUCAACGACAGCCUGUAUGAAUGGCACGUCAAACUAAGGACGGUGGAUCCUGACAGUCCUUUACACAGUGAUUUACAAGUCCUGAAGGAAAAAGAAGGAAUGGAUUACAUUUUACUAAACUUCUCCUAUAAAGAUAAUUUUCCCUUUGAUCCACCUUUUGUGCGGGUGGUGUCACCUGUGCUGUCAGGAGGAUACGUUCUUGGAGGCGGUGCCCUGUGCAUGGAGCUUCUCACCAAACAGGGUUGGAGCAGUGCCUACUCCAUUGAGUCUGUCAUCAUGCAGAUCAAUGCCACUUUAGUUAAAGGAAAAGCCAGAGUGCAGUUUGGAGCCAAUAAAAACCAGUACAAUCUUGCCAGAGCACAGCAGUCCUACAAAUCUCUUGUUCAGAUCCAUGAAAAGAACGGCUGGUACACACCCCCUAAAGAGGAUGGCUAAGGCAGACUUUUCCCUUUCCUGUGGUGGGACCACAUUUCUUUCUUUCUUUCUUGUGACCAAUUUUUGGGUUUUGUUUUUUUUUAGUCCUGCAGACUACUUAGUUCUUGACAUCAAUGAAAUUUUGAACCAAAUUCCAAAUUGCGUUGCCACCCAAAAAUUAGCACAUUGACACACAGUCAGUCUCGUCCUCAUCUGAUCUAAGUCCCUCUGUUCCAUGGACGUUUGUCUCCGUGUGCAUCUUUUGCCUGAUACAAUCUGAACUUUCUCCAGCGCAGCGUUUGUUCUGUACGCCGGGAUAAUUGACUAAAACUGGCAAACUCACCCUUGGUCUUUGGCGUCGAGCAUGUCGAGGUUACACGCUGGCUGCGAUGUGGAGCAUGGCUUUUUAUCCUCCAGCUGUGCAGUCUGAUGCUCCAGCCUCAGGACGAGGCCUCUCUGGCCUCAGACUGGAUCCAGGAACGGCAUGUGUUCAUUGGCUGAUAAGACGCAGCAAAGUCUUGGACACGAACAAUGCUGGCAGUGGUUUAAAGUUAAAGAACCACUGCCUUUCCUCUGUUUGGACCAAAACCUCUGUAAUAUUGUGCUCAUAUAUUAUCUUUGUGAUAAUAAGACCCCUCCUCUGGAAUAACAUGCUUUUGAAGCUGGCUUGCAUUUAACACCUCUUGUCCAAAAGAGCUUCAAGUCUUGAAUUUACAAGAGGGAAGUGAUGGAGAAGUGACAUUUGACCGCCUGACCAGGACGGGCCAUAACAAGAGACAGAAACACAAUAUCUGACUGAGUUAAAGACCACUGUCCUCUUCAUAACCAGCAGCUGCCAGACCGCCUCCUACUGGAGGGGUUUGGUGCGCAGCUAAGGAUCACACUGUAAUGUAGUUGAUUUUAAACUCCACAUGUAAACAUGUAAAUUUGUAUUACUGCAAAAAAAGGAUUUAAUUGUUUAUAAUAUAACCUGGUCUGGGUCUAACUCGACGAAACCUCUCGACCCAGUUUGAAUAAGAAAAGCCUUGUUUGAGGAGAACAUUGUGGAAGGAAACGAUGUAUGUUUAAUGACUACUGCAGUUUUUUUUUUCUGACUUGUAAUCCUCAUGUUAUUGUCAACAGUGACAUCAUCAUUCCCCUUUAUUUGAUGGAAAGUGCUUCAUGUCAAUUAUGUAGAUGCAGUCAUUUUUGGCAUUCCAGAGGGUUGGCGCUCCAGAUCUAAUCUCUCCAACCAGAGGAACCUCAGUGAGGCCAUGCAGUGACGAUGCAGUGACGAUGCAGUGGAGACCUGGCUGUGCUGUAGUGUUGUGUAAACUAAAUAGUCUUAACGCUCCACAGCAGUUACCAGCUUGGUUUCUCACUGCAACCAUUUUUCCCAGGAAGAAGGUUGUCUUCAUCACCUUCUCACUUGUAUCCUGACCUUGUGACUUCUUAAAAAAACAUCUGAAAUGACAAACUCACAGCAAUAGCCUCAACCUUUUUAACUUCUGACUUCACACCUGGGAAGAGUGACUGGAGUGGUUUUUUUCUAGGAUGAUUUGGUGAGUUUGACCACAAGGGGGACCCGGCUCUUCCUUCUCCCACCUCUCUGGUAACUCUUCCUCACCGCUCUCAGCACCGCUGUACUCCUCAGUGUACUGACUCUUUUAAUGUAAUGUGAAUAUUAUGCAGAAAACUGUGUGGAGCAUUCUGCGGUUCCAACUUUCUUUGUGGGUGUUCUGUCGUGUGGUUAUUUGCUUUAAGUAUAUCGUCCUGACAAGCCAGCACACAAAGCUUAGUUAUGCUCAUUCAGAAGGCCUGUUUUUUUCCUCUCAGUUUGACCUUUGGUGACACUAACCUCAGACACCACCACCACCAGGAGAGAAGGCUGUGAAAACACACAACUCCUCCAUUGUCUCCUUCCUCCUCCAUUUUAAUCCUGUUGUCGAGUCCAUCCUCUGCAGACUCCGGAGGAACUCAGGAAUACAUUUUGCAAAUAAUGGCUUCACAACAUUGUAUCUGGAAAUCUAAUGUGUCAGACUUUAUUUUUGGGGCCAUUUUUUCCAGUAGUCAUUCCAGUGUGUUGUUGCCUUGAACACACGUGACAAUUGAAACGGAAAAAAAAAAAGAAAAGAUUUGCUUCAAAGUUUGAUCAGAACUGUAGAAAACUUCAGCCCUGUGUCUGUGAUGUGUCUGUGUUCUUGUCAGUGAAUCAGUGGGUGAUUUCACCCUGAACUACUGAAGGAUAUGUGUUUGGUGGGAAGUAUCUUGAUUUGAAGUGAAUCUCCGUCAAACACUGCGUGAGACCUGACAAACACCACAGACUUAAUAACAAUAUUCCCCACAAAUGUAGCUCUUCAGUGGUGUGUGUGUUCUCUGUCUGCCGUUCACCAAAAAAAAAAACUACUAUUCAUUCAACCUGGUUUAGUCACAGACUUCACCUCUUGGAGCGAUACAUGGGUUCGAGGCCUGUUUCUGGGUUCUUUACUUGGCUUCAUUAACAGCGUUGGCUGGGUUCUAAAGUUACGCACUGUCAGCAUGCUUUGGUUUGGUUUCUUUUUUUUAAACAUUGCAAGGGUGAUUUUCACCAUGUAAAGUAAUUUGUAAACUUGCAUCAAGUUUAUGAAUAAAGAAUUUUAUGACGUAA